AUGAAGCCCGAUGUUCCUCCCUCCUACGAAAGCGCAGUCAGUCGCGAGGCAUGGUCCAUUAUCGCGCCCUGGAUUUCUUCCAGCGAUCUGUGCUCGGCAUGCCUGGUGUCGCGGAAGUGGUACUCUAUCUUUGUGCCAUUCCUCUGGGGCGACCCUGCUUCCCACUUUGGCAUUGAGAAUGACGCUGUCUACGUCGCUCUCACCCGCUUCAAACGAAGCUUGCGCAAAGCAAGAUUAAGCGUGAGAAGCCUCACUCAUACCCUCCAUCUCCCGCCAGCUCUCAGCGAGAUCUAUGGCGGUCCAAAUCCUACCUGGUUGCGCGACGUCCUCGAAUUCCUUCCCAACCUGCAAAGCCUCAUUGUCACAAAGCUGCCAUUCUUUGACCACCAUAGCCUCAAUGCCUUGAGGAACGCAAGCGCCGGCAAAAGAUUAUCGACUGAAGAAGCAGAGGUAUUUCCCACAUACGGACUGAAAUUACUACUGGCCUCCAGUGAGCCAAACACAACGUCUUCCUCACUUGCGAAUGCGCUACCAAGAUUUUCGAGUUUGGUCUACCUGGACCUGUCCUUCACGUCACCCGCAAGAGAUGCGGCAGUUCUGAUAGCCUUGUCAUAUCUGCCAGAUCUUCAGGUUCUGAAGUUGCGGGGAGUUGGUCUUAGAGAUGGAGAGGCCGAGGUCCUAGCCAAUGCCAUUGGGAUCCGUGUUCGUUUGCUCGACCUCCGAGACAACCUGUUGACCGACAUGGCCGUGCGAUCAUUGAUGCAAGCCUGCUUUCUACCCUCGGAUGCUGUACAAUCAGGAUACCUCAACGUGGAAGAUUGGCCCGUCGGCAUGGCUCCAGGGCCGGACUUUUUCAGUCUGGAUACCCUCCGGAGCGAAGAACUCGACCACGAAUUGCUCAAGCAACUCACAAAGCCCCUCACUGGAAGACUAGCUUUUGAGGACAUUCCUCACCGAGGCCUGACUCAUCUCUACAUUUCAGGCAAUCGGCUAUCUGUCGAAGGCCUAUCAAGCCUCCUGAAGUCGGAACGCCUGCACAUUCUCGAUGGAGGUUCGGUUGACACAGUCAAGACCAUUGCGCGGACUCAAUCGCUUUCUUCCCCUACAGGUUAUAUUGACGAAGUCCGCUUCCCAGGCGCCGAGAAGCUUAUUCCUGUGCUUGCAACAUCCGCUAGCAAGAAUUUGACCUACCUUCGUGUUGACCACACAUUGGUCACGGCAAAGUUCGACCCGGGGCCGGCAGUCGUGAAACCAAAAGCGUCUUCGGUCGAACUUGCGGGGACUGAGCCGCUUGCUGCUGAGCUUCCUACUCAAGCGAGGCAAAUAGUAGAGGCCCCAGCUCCUGCCCAUUAUGCGGUAGAGUUGCCAGUUCCCGAUCAAAUCUUCGAACUUGAUGCCACUCCAGCACCACCACGAGCAGAAUUGAUUGGUGAUGUGAUAUAUUUUGCCCUCAGCCCUCCAAUCGGAGAGAAGCCAGAGGUAGCAAGUCCUGUUAUUGAAAACCACAAUCCCAUCAGAGGCGAAGGUCCUUUUGCUCCAGAGGUAGUCAACGGUGCCGCGGAUGAUCUCGAGAACGACGAUCGUGCCACGGCCCCUGACUCGGAGAUCUCUGACGAAACAGGAACGCACAGUACAACGAGAUCAAUUCUUUCACCAGUGUCUCCCAUGACGGCUCAUCCCGAUAACAUGACCUUUCAACCGCUGAUAGCGCCAACUAUUCCAAAGACUAAGCCUGCACCAACGUCCGCUCCAAAGAAGGCGGAGGGUCCAACCUCAGCUCCCACAGCCACUCCCGUACCACAGCCGAACGCAUCUCUCUCACCAACUCCGGCUGUGUUGCACCAUCGCCAGGCUCGGCUAGAAGCACUGCUGGCCAAGAGACCUCCAGGGUUGUCUUCCAAGACGACCAACCCAGGUUCAGAGAUCCCGAAGAUCACGGUGCAGAACUUGAGCAGUCUCCAUCCCGCCGUGCUUCCCAACCUGAGAACUUUGAUCCUUACCGAAGUGCCCACCACAGUCCCAAGAUCUUCCCCAGUGAUCCCUGCCCUCAAGGCUUUCAUCUCUGCUUGCGCCGAUGAAGCCGCAAUUGCUCGCCUCCUUGCAAGGACGGACUAUUCUCUCCCACCCGGUCGGGCCCGCCAUAUCGCCGAAUUGGAACAUGCACGGUCGCUCUUUGCUCUUCGCACAAUCAUCCUGGAGAUGGAGGACCCUACCGUUCCGAAUGCCAGCGAGCAGCGCAGGUGGCAGCAUUCUCGUCAGCGCAUCAGCAUGAGUAAAUCCUCGACAGGCGACCGAGAUAGCGAGAAUCUUUGGUCCGCCGCAGAGAAUGACUUCAGCUUCUUCGGAGAAGAAGGCGAAGAACAGGAUGAGUGUGGAAUCUACCAGCAUGACCCGGAAAAGUAUUUCCCCACGGCGCAUUUUGAUGAUAAGAUUUUAUUAGGUCCCGAAGACCAUCCAACAGAAAGUGGCUCCAACAGUCCACAUGGGAGCCUCCACGGAUAUGGUACAUUGUCCCCAGCCAUGAUGAACUAUGGUGGUUCCACUGGGACAUUAAGAAGUCCGAGGAAUCUACCAUUGGGUCGGAACCGGAGAAGCUCGAAUGAGUCCCAGCGGAAUGGCACCGUGCGAAGUUUCUUGACUGAGAUGGCAGGCACACCAGUCUCGCCCAAGUUUACAAACGGCAGGCUGCGCCCACAGUCAAGAGAUUCGAUGGUUCCCCCGACUUCCAAUCCCGUCCAGCAGCAGGAAGAAGAGCCGAAAGUGGAUGUCAUCGCUGAAGUCGCUGCGUGGCGAAAGGAGCGAAAGAAGGCCUAUGAAGAUGAAUUGGCGCGGUACCGAAUGAGUCGUGGAAGGGGUGGCGCAGGAAGAUCGAAUAGCCUGACCAGACAAAGCAAUGGACAUUCGCCAUCUGCGCCGAGAGGCUAUGGAUAUGGCUUUGAUCAAGGUGCUGGCCCAGGCUCACUCGCGUAUGCACAUGCGCACACGAAUGGAAAUUCACCGGCCAGCCAAGGGAAUCAUACUCCCUCCGGCAGCUCACAUCAGGGCGAGAUUAACGAUCUGGACAUGAAGUUCAUCGAAGGACACUGGAAGGGAGAGAUCAAGGUGAUCAGAAACGCAACACCAAAAGGCCGAACAGGCGUGGUGGACAUGUAUGGAAACUAUUUUGAGAAGGGGUAUCUGUACCCCUGA
Fonsecaea multimorphosa CBS 102226 is the source of this 3189-nucleotide messenger RNA. RefSeq lists its product as uncharacterized. The transcript has a single exon. Gene Ontology annotation, molecular function: protein binding. The coding region runs from base 1 to 3189 and encodes 1062 amino acids. The record is from RefSeq and is a predicted model, not a curated record. NCBI's taxonomy places the organism in Eukaryota, Fungi, Ascomycota, Eurotiomycetes, Chaetothyriales, Herpotrichiellaceae.